GGCGCUGAAGGGGAAAGCUCUUCUCCAGACCCUGUCUUGCGGUGGUUGGUGCUGGAGUUCGUCAGUAGGGGGGUCCGCGGCGAACGCGAGCGGAGGAGGGACGACGAGGAGCGGACGGGACGUUAGGACUGGAGCUGCAGGCUCUUGCAUUUUAAUGAAGUGAAAUGGAAGAAAAGCCCAAUUUUCCCAAAAGGAGCAAAGAGCUGGUCAUUGGCAAAGAAGAAACUAACUGGAGGAAUACAGUGCACCAAGAAAAUCAUUUUGUACCCGGAAGCCACUCAAAACAUUUUAACAAAAGAACAGAAAACCAGAAGCAAAGGGAAGUACAAGAGAACAACAGUCCUAAUGCAAGGAAGUGUGCUCAAGUUAUCAUGAGCAAUCCAAACACAGUCACGAGAGCUGGCUACAGCCCAGGCACUUGGUCCAAAGAUGGGCGUAAGGAAAAAAGUAAGAAGUGGAUGUCAGGUAUGGAACAGGGUUCUGUUGUUCAGAACAAGGAGAGGAAGUGGAAGGAGAAUGCUUCUGAGUUGAGAUAUAAAUCUCUACCAAAAGACAUUGAGCACAGAAAAACUGAAUGGACCAGGUCUCAAAGUAAUUGCGAUAAAGUCAGGAAUGCUAGAAGACAACUACAUAAGGAAUAUUUGAAUGAUGAACUAUUUGGAAAACAAACAGAAGGCCAAAAGAAGUCAAAGAGAAUGAAAAGAAAUGAACAAAUGCAAGACUCUAAUACAUUAGUUAUAGAUGAAUCCAAAUUAACAAAAGAAGCCCAACUAGGACUACAUCUGGCUGAAGAAUGGCUCAAAGAAGAUUCCAUCUUUAGACUCAAAAAGCGUGCCCGAAGUUGUCCAACUGCAAAGUACACGUGUAAACUUUGUGACGUGUUGAUUGAAUCUGUGCCAUCUGCUUGUAAGCACAUUAAGGAGAAAAGACACAAGAAGUGCCUAAAGGACAUGCAAGAAGAAGAAAUGCUCGCGAUGCUUCCACCUCCAAGUCCCUCACAAGUCAGAGCAAUUGAUGCUGCCAUUAACAAGAUUGUUCAGGAGGAUGGCCUAACUGAAGAUGACGUGAAAAAAAGGCAUGAAUUACAAGAAAUGGAAAAUGUUCUGCAGCAUUUAUUGCCAGACUGCUCACUUAGACUGUAUGGGUCCUCAUGUACAGGAUUUGGCUUUAGAGAUUCUGACCUUAACAUUGAUAUUCAAUUUCCAGCUCAUAUGAACCAACCAGAUGUGCUGUUGCUAGUUCAGGAAAGCCUUAAGAAUAGCAGUAAUUUCUUCAUUGAUGUUGAGGCGGAGUUCCAUGCCAGAGUGCCUGUCAUACUGUGCAGAGACAAGCAAAGCGGCCUUUUAUGUAAAGUAAGUGCAGGCAAUGAAAAUGCAUGGCUCACAACUUGUCACUUAGCUGCCUUGGCAAAGUUUGAACCUUCUCUUACUCCACUGGUUAUUGCCUUUAGAUCUUGGGGAAAGCUUUGUCAUAUCGAUAGCCCAGAAGAAGGCGGGUUGCCACCCUAUGCAUUUGCUUUAAUGGUAAUAUUCUUUCUUCAACAAAGGAGCGAAUGUGUGCUACCUGUGUAUCUUGGAUUAUGGAUUGAAGGAUUUUUGGUGGAUAACUUGGCCAACUUCAGUCUUAAAGGGGUAGAAAACAAUGAGGUUAUCUGGGAACACAAAUCAAGUGAGGAUGAUAUUUCAUAUGAAGGAAAGGUUCCACUCGUCUUUGAAAGAGAUCAACAAAGUUCUGUACCUGUAGGACAGCUGUGGGUUGAACUACUUCGAUUUUAUGCAAUUGAAUUUUCAGUGACUUAUUUAGUUAUUAAUAUACGAAUCAGAGAACCACUUUCUCGAGAAGCUAAAGAUUGGCCCAAAAGGAGAAUUGCCGUGGAAGAUCCAUACUCUGUAAAGAGAAAUGUGGCCCGAACCUUAAGUAGUCAGAUUGUAUUUGACUAUCUCAUUCAUUGUUUACGAGCAACGUACAAGUACUUUGCGAUGCCGAGAUACAAGUCAGCAAAAUUCAACAAAAGAGACGAAGAGAAAGCUGAUUCUAAAGCAGGAUCUACUAUUGUAGCAGAUCAACAGACAUUGCUUGAUUUUAGUACUUCAAGGGUACAGCUACCAGAGACAACAACUGCUAGUUUAGCAGAAAUUCCUGAUAGAGAAUGGCAACAGUUCCAUGAUGGUGCUCCAUGUAAUGAUGGUGAAAAACUAUCUUCUGAAAAUUCUUGUAGAAAACUUGGAAACCUUACAAGAGUUGUGAGAGUGAAAGUUUCACAGAGGAAGAAAGGUGAUGAUGUUGAUAUUGAAGAUUCUCAUCAACUAGAAAUGAAAGAUGAAGAAAACACUUUAAAUGAAUUUAGAGAAAGCUCUAACAGUACCGAUGAACUACACAAUUUCCCUAAAAAGGCAAUGCAGCACGAGAAAAGGACUUUAAACAGGAAUGAAGAGGAUGAGGAGGAAGAUGACAUUGAUGAUGAUGAGAUGGAUCUGAACAUCACACUCCGAGUUCUUCUUGACAGUCUUACAGCUGAAGAGGAAUUUGUGACUUUAUCAACAGAGUCUAGUGAGGAGGAUAAUCAGUCUGAAGAAGAUGGAAUAAUUGAUGAUGAAAUGCUAAACUGGAAAGAACAUGCGCUUGAUGGCCUAACUGAUGUGACUUUUCAAACAAUCAAAUGUGCUCCAAGCAAGAAACAAAAACAAGAAGUUCAAAGUGAAAUAAAUAAGGAAGUUACUGUUGGAGAAACUGACCCUACCUUGCAUGGAUGCGAAUCACGGUGGAGCGAGGACAACAUGUUUUAUGUGUUCAGUAAAGCAGCUUUUACAAAGGGCAAGGCUUCCAUAAUUGUGUGCAGCUUAUGCAAGCGAGAAGGCCACUUAAAGCAUGAUUGUCCAGAGGACUUCAAAAAAGUUGAUCUUGAUCCAUUGCCACAAAUGACACCGGAAUUUCUGGAAGAACUUAACAAAGUUUGUAUCCAGUGUUACUCUGACUUUUCCCCAGAUCGUCUGGAAAUUCAGGCACGUGAACAUAUUCUGGUGGACCUGCAGAUGUUUAUCAGGAGAGAACUUGAUGCUAAGGCAAAACUCUGCUUGUUUGGGUCUUCCAAGAAUGGGUUUGGUUUUAGGCAAAGUGAUCUUGACAUUUGUAUGACGUUUGAAGACCGGGAAACAGCAGAGGGAUUAAAUUGUAUCAAGAUUAUUGAGGAUCUGGCAAGAGUGCUCAGAAAGAAUCCAGGCUUAAAGAACAUUCUGCCCAUUACAACUGCAAAAGUUCCAAUUGUUAAAUUUUACCAUGUAAGAAGUGGCCUUGAGGGAGACAUUAGUUUAUAUAACACUCUGGCCUUGCACAACACUGGACUGUUAGCUUGUUAUGCAGGAAUUGAUCCAAGGGUGAAAUAUAUAGGCUAUACUAUGAAGGUUUUCGCCAAGAUGUGCGAUAUUGGUGAUGCAUCCAGAGGCAGCCUUUCAUCGUAUGCAUAUACUUUAAUGGCACUUUACUUCCUACAGCAAAGGAAGCCACCAGUAAUUCCUGUCCUUCAAGAGAUAUAUCAUGGGAUAAAAAAGCCAGAACAGUUUGUCGAUGGUUGGAAUGUGUAUUAUUUUGAUAAACUGGAUGAACUGAAAAAUAAAUGGUCGGACUAUGGAAAGAAUAAAGAAUCCCUUGGAGAGUUGUGGCUGGGGCUUCUCAGAUUCUACACAGAGGAGUUUGACUUUAAAGAACACGUCAUUAGCAUCAGGCGAAAGUCUCUACUCACAACCUUUAAGAAGCAGUGGACAUCUAAAUAUAUUGUAAUAGAAGAUCCAUUUGACCUCAACCAUAAUCUUGGAGCUGGAUUGUCUCGAAAGAUGACAAAUUUUAUCAUGAAAGCUUUCAUCAAUGGGAGGAAAGUUUUUGGAACACCAAUUAAACACAUCCCAGUACAAUAUCCCAUGAUUAUGGAGUAUUUCUUUGAUCCAGAAAUUCUGACUGAGGGGAAGGGAGCUCCAAAUGACAGAUGCUGCAGAAUUUGUGGAAAAAUCGGACAUUUUAUGAAAGAUUGUCCAAUGCGGAGAGGCAGCAAAGCAAGGCAACGACAAAAUCUCGAUGAUCUUAAAACCCAUUUUGUAAACGUUGGCAAAUGGGAAAAAAUCUUGGAACAGACAAGAAGAAUUAUCGAAAAAGAUUCUCCAAAAAAGGAAGUGCCAAAGCUGCAUCGGCAAGCUUUAAAAGAUACUCCGGGAAAAGGAGGAGAGUCACAUUCAGAGGUUCGUACACCUAGGAAGUCAAAGGAAGAAAGAGCAGCAAAUGAAAUGCUCAGGGACAGAACUCCCAGGCAGUAUCCCGAACAAAGGAAGAAGCAGGAGGAGAGAGAUAAACGUUGUUUUAUCUGUGGGAAGGAAGGCCACAUCAAAAAAGAAUGUCCUCGGCACAAAGGAGAAAAAAGUGCUGAAUUUGCUGCAAGUGCAUCCUCCUCCUCAAUAUCCAACAUUGGGAAUGAGAACACCAAAGGAAAUGUGAAGAAGAAAAAACAAAAAGGAAAUUCCCAGUCAGGUCUUGCUAACAAAGUCUCAACAAAUUCAACUCAGGGAAGAUCUCCACAGAAAAAGAUGCAAUCAGAAUGAAUAUUAAAGGAUGCUGAAAAAUUGAUUAAUUUGUAUUUUAGUUUGAUAAUAAACUGUCCCCUUUGUGCAAAUCCUCAAUUCUCCCAUAGUUAAGACAACUUACUAAAUGUUUUAUGCUUGUUCUUGAAAGAAUAGUGAUUUUAUGUUCCAUAAAAUGUUGUCACAUGUCCCUGAUCUUAUUGAGUUUAAAUGUUUUUAAUUAGACCAUGUUCUAUGUUUAAAAUAUUUUGUUGUGAUACUAAGCAUAAUUUUGAGUAUUAUUUUAAUCUUUUGACCGACCUAAUGCCUUUUCUUCUGUAAAUCACCAACUUUACUAAUCAUUGUUCAAAUAAAAUAGAUAAGUUGGCACCUUAACUGUUAAAUUAUUUCGAAGCAAUUAAUGUAAUAGCAUAGUUCAGGAAAAUAUGCAUAUUGUUCUAUGGGAAAACAUUAAAUUUUCAGAGUUUUAUUUUGUUCUUGUUUUGCAGUGCCAUAUUUGCAUAUCAUUGUGAUGGGGAAGGAGGGGCAGUUUAUACAAAGUCAUUUUGGUACAUUUAUAAAAACAUAAAUAUCACAAUAGUUACUCAAUAGUUCUUUAAUUGGUAUGAAUUGGCAAAGCAGAAUAAAUGCAUCAUUGUUUAUUAACAAUAUCAAUCUUGAAUAUUGCUUCUUUGGUAAGACCAAAUUGAUGAAUUUCCAUUGAUUCAGCUUGAACCACAAAUUGAGCCAAAAAAUAUAUAAUUUGAACUAUUUUAUCCGUGGUAUUUUUGUGAUGUUGGAUUUUUUUUGGGGGGGGGGGGUGGAGAAGUACUGUCCAAGAAAAUUAUACAGUCACAUGUUUGUGUAAUCCACUGAAGUGGCACACCAGAAGAAAGGAAUCUUGAAUCUGCUUGAAACUGUUUGAUUGUGAUAUUUGUGAUUUGUUGCUUUGGAAUAGAUAUGUUUUUGAGGAUUUGCUGCUUUAAUUACUGAGAUGUUUGAAACAAUGCUUGUAUAAAAGAAAUGUGGACAGGUACCUUGUGUUUGUACAUAUGUGGUAAAUGUACAUUCAAAAUCUCUCAACUGCUGUGCGUAAAGUCUUGUGAAGAAAAAUAAAAUUCUUAGAAAAACCUAAACUUGUGGGGUUUUUGUGAGAAAAGUUGGGAUAUAAUCUUGAAUUAUAUUCACACUUUUUGUUAUAAACAUGAGUAUCUGAAUUAUAAUGAACAAUUUGUGUAUAAAUAUUAUUUCUAGAAUAAAUACUCGACUGGCUAUUUUAGUUUUCUCAAUGGGGAUACAGUAGGUUGUAAAUCAGUCCUGUGAACAGGGAACACACAUUUCUUUGGGUUCAAGAGAUACUCUCCCAUAAACCUGAAUUGAAUGGCAAAAAGAGGAUGUUAAGUAGGUCCAACAGUAUUAAUUGUACCACAGACAUUCUGUCAUUGGACCAUUUCUAUAGAUUUGUUUGGAAACUUGCUUAGAUUUUUCU
Pristis pectinata (smalltooth sawfish) is the source of this 6033-nucleotide messenger RNA. RefSeq names its product terminal uridylyltransferase 7-like. The record is from RefSeq and is a predicted model, not a curated record. Lineage: Eukaryota; Metazoa; Chordata; Chondrichthyes; Rhinopristiformes; Pristidae. Gene Ontology annotation, molecular function: RNA uridylyltransferase activity; nucleic acid binding; zinc ion binding.